Messenger RNA from Microbotryum saponariae, 372 nucleotides. Lineage: Eukaryota; Fungi; Basidiomycota; Microbotryomycetes; Microbotryales; Microbotryaceae. The record is from the annotation of a GenBank genome assembly.
AUGGCGUAUAUUGGUGCUAUCUGAAAACUGGAGGGAUACGUCUUUACUUCAUCAUUAUUGAUGAGGCUUCACCGAAGCUUGAAGUCUAGGAACGCUUGAUCAUCUCGCUACAACAGCUUGAAUCAACUGAUUCCGAACGAGACGCAGGUCGGCGCACGGACCAGUCGUAGUCCAGUCCGCGUCUCCGACCGAGACGACCCGGACUUUUGGCUCAACGGCAUCCGCGUUGCCCUCCGCAAAAGCGCCGAGACCUACAACAAGACCUGGGGAACGAAGAUCGCGACCCCGGAGAUCCUACAUUUCCAGCGCAACCUCGAGGUAGUUCCAGACGAACCCUUCCAACUCCUCUUCGAUGCCAGAUACUUUGAAUGA